AUUUGAUCUGGAAGAUGUCAAGAAUGUUGGACUCUUUCAAAAAUGGUGUGUCAUUCCUGUUCUGGGUCUUAUAGAGAACUCCUUGUAUGAUAAUGUUCUGCUGCAUAACUGCUUCUGUCUCCUGCUGCAAAUCAUAAACUCCUGCUCAAAAGUUGCAGACCUACUGCUUGAUAAUGGUUUGCUCUACGUAUUGUGUAAUACGCUGGCUGCUCUCAAUGGACUGGAAACAAACAUUCCCUUGAAUGACUACAAGUUACUUGCAUGCGAUAUACAACAGCUGCUGGUAGCAGUUGCAAUUCAUGCCUGCAGCUCCUCAGGUUCUCAAUAUUUUCGUGUUAUUGAAGACCUCAUUGUGCUGCUGGGUCAUCUUCAAAAUAGUAAAAAUGCAAGGAUGCAAAAUAUGGCAGUCGUUCUGCAGUUGAGAGUUCUUCAAGCAGCUAUUGAAUUAAUAAAAACUACAGCAAACCAAGAUGUUCAGGACCAGGCUGGUUCAGUCCCGUCACCAUCUGCAGCACAUCGUGCAAUGUUUCAAAAGCGUAAAGGCAUUGCUGGCUCCAGAAAGUUUUCACUUGCUCAGUCUGAUGCUCUGCUGAUGAAAAUGCGCUCACUAGCAAGUGAGGAAUUCAACAUGAUGAUGCAGCGGAGAAUGAGCCAAGAAAAUCCUAUCCAAGCCACUGAGACUGAGUUUGUACAAAGGUUACAGAGGCUGACUGUUCUAGCUGUUAACAGGCUGAUUUAUUUAGCAUCUACUGAAGAGUGCCUUGAUGUACUUGGUAUAACAGAAAACACAAGUCAAAGCAGACUUUCAGCUUCCCAGCUGGAAGCCCCUGAAGAGGAAAGCCAGCAACAACUGCCUAGCAGAACAAAUCCUUUUCUUAAAGAAAUGUUCAAAAUGUUGGUGGAAGGAAUCAAAGUAUCCCUUAGCACUAGCAGAAUGAGCACACCAAAGCAGCAGUGGAAGAGAAUCCUCUUGUCAUGUAGGGACACAUUCCGUACGCAACUUGGGAGACUUCUUGUGCACAACUUGUCUCCAGCAAGGCCACUGCAAGAGAGAAAGCAGGCUUUGGAGAUGGUACCUGAAGUAAAUCAUCAAGAGAUUAUGCGUGACUGUCUUAGCCCAACUUUGCAACAUGGACCUAAACUAGUGCUCUAUUUAUACGAGUUGAUGCACAAUCACAGUGAUGAAAUGACCAAAGAAGAACAAAGAGCAGCAGGAGACUUUCUAAAUACAUUAAAAUGUUGUGGCUAUAAAUGCAUUCCCCUGAGUCCACGACCAAAGCCAGAUCUAAUAAAAGCUUUGAAAGAGGAUCAGAAGAAAUAUGAGAUGGAAGAGGGUGUAAACAAAGCUGCUUGGGAGAAGACGAUGGCUAAUAAUCGACAAAAUCUCUUUCAGCGUCUGGAUACAAAAUCUAAAGACAUUUCUAAAAUAGCUGGAGACAUCACACAAGCUGUGUCUCUGUCACAAGGAAUGGAAAGGAAGAAAGUAAUCCAGCACAUCAGGGGGAUGUAUAAGGCAGAGCUGAGUGCCAGCAGACAUUGGCAGGAACUCGUUCAGCAGCUUACCCAUGAUCGAGCACUGUGGUAUGACCCAGUCUAUUACCCAACUUCUUGGCAACUGGAUCCAACAGAGGGCCCAAACAGAGAGAGGCGCCGCUUGCAGAGAUGCUACCUAACUAUUCCAAACAAGUACCUUCUCCCAGACAGGCAGAAACAGGAAGGUGUGAUAAAAACUCCAUUAUCUUAUCUGUUUGAAGACAAAACAUAUUCUUCUCACUCUUCUACUGUAAAGGACAAAGCUGCAAGUGAACAUAUAAGAGUUAAUCGAAGAUGUAUAAGUGUAGCACCUUCUAGAGAGACUGCUGGUGAACUGUUGCUAGGAAAAUGUGGCAUGUAUUUUGUUGAAGACAAUGCUUCAGACACAACUGAAGGUUUGAGUUUUCAUGGAGAAACUGAACCAGCAUCAUUUUCUUGGACCUAUGAGGAAAUUAAGGAAGUUCAUAAGCGCUGGUGGCAGUUAAGAGAUAAUGCUGUGGAAAUAUUUCUGACAAAUGGCAGAACUUUACUCUUGGCUUUUGAUAAUACAAAGGUCCGUGAUGAUGUGUACCACAACAUCUUAACUAACAAUUUGCCUAACCUUUUGGAAUAUGGAAACAUUACUGCUUUGACCCACCUGUGGUGCACAGGACAGAUUACUAACUUUGAAUAUCUGACUCAUUUAAACAAACAUGCGGGCCGUUCCUUCAAUGAUCUCAUGCAAUAUCCAGUAUUUCCUUUUAUACUUUCCGACUACACCAAUGAAACGCUGGACCUAAAUGAUCCAUCAGUAUAUAGAAAUCUGGUCAAACCGAUAGCUGUCCAGUCUAAAGAAAAAGAGGAUCGAUAUGUGGAUACUUACAAGUAUUUGGAAGAAGAGUACCGUAAAGGAGCACGAGAGGAUGAUCCAAUGCCCCCUGUACAACCAUAUCACUAUGGAUCUCAUUAUUCCAACAGUGGAACUGUGCUUCAUUUCCUAGUUAGGCUGCCACCUUUUACUAAAAUGUUUUUAGCCUAUCAAGAUCAAAGUUUUGACAUCCCAGACAGAACUUUUCACUCUACCAAUACAACCUGGCGCCUUUCUUCAUAUGAAUCAAUGACUGAUGUAAAGGAGCUUAUCCCAGAAUUCUUCUACCUUCCCGACUUUCUAGUUAACAGAGAAGGUUUCGAUUUUGGAGUACGUCAGAAUGGUGACAGAGUUAACCAUGUCAAUCUUCCACCCUGGGCUCGUAACGAUCCUCGUCUGUUCAUCCUGAUUCAUCGUCAGGCUUUGGAGUCUGACCAUGUUUCCCAAACAAUCUGUCACUGGAUUGACUUGGUGUUUGGUUAUAAGCAAAAAGGCAAGGCCUCUGUUCAGGCUAUUAAUGUCUUUCAUCCUGCAACCUAUUUUGGGAUGGAUGUUUCUGCUGUUGAGGAUCCUGUUCAGAGAAGAGCCCUUGAAACAAUGAUAAAAACAUAUGGGCAGACACCUCGCCAGCUGUUCCAUGCAGCACAUGUUAGCAGAGCUGGAUCCAGGCUUAUCAUGGAGGGAGAACUUCCUGCUGCCAUGGGAUUACUAGUGCAGUUUGCUUUCAGAGAAACCAGAGAACACACUAAAGAAAUAAUGUAUCCGAGUCCAUUGCCAUGGAUAAAAGGCUUGAAGUGGGGAGAAUACGUUGGUUCCCCAAGUGCUCCAGAUCCUGUUGUCUGCUUUAGCCAACCACAUGGAGAAAGAUUUGGCUCUCUCCAGGCUUUACCAACUAAAGCUAUCUGCGGUUUGUCCCGCAAGUUUUGCCUUUUGAUGAUAUACAGCAAGGAGCAAGGUGUGAGAAGCAUGCACAGUACUGAUAUUCAGUGGUCGGCCAUCCUGAGCUGGGGAUACGCCGAUAACAUUUUGCGACUGAAAAGCAAGCAAAGUGAACCUCCUAUAAACUUUAUACAGAGUUCACAGUUCCACCAGGUAACAAGUUGUGCUUGGGUGCCAGACAGUUGUCAGCUGUUCACAGGUAGUAAAUCUGGUGUCAUCACAGCAUAUAUGAACAGAUUCACUAGCAGUACGCCUUCAGAGAUAGAAAUGGAGUCACAAGUCCAUCUGUAUGGUCACACAGCAGAAAUAACAAGCUUGUUUGUGUGCAAACCAUACAGCAUAAUGAUAAGUGUCAGCAAAGAUGGAACCUGCAUCAUAUGGGAUUUGAACAGGCUGUGCUACGUCCAGAGUCUGGCUGGACACAAGAGUCCUGUGACUGCAGUUUCAGCGAGCGAAACAACUGGUGAUAUUGCAACAGUUUGUGAUUCAGUUGGAGGGGGCAGUGAUUUGAGACUUUGGACAGUUAAUGGUGAUCUCGUGGGACACGUACACUGCAGGGAAAGUAUUUGCUCUGUUGCUUUCUCUAACCAGCCCGAAGGAGUGUCUGUCAACGUGAUUGCAGGGGGGCUUGAAAAUGGAGUUGUAAGACUAUGGAGUACGUGGGACUUGAAGCCAGUACGAGAAAUAACAUUUUCGAAGUCAGCCAAACCUAUUGUAAGCCUUACAUUUUCCUGUGAUGGUCAUCACUUGUUCACAGCUAACAGUGAUGGAAAUGUUAUAGCUUGGUGUCGCAAGGACCAGCAGCGCUUGAAGUUACCCAUGUUCUACUCAUUCCUUAGCAGCUAUGCGGCUGGGUGAUGACUGUUUUUGCUGCUAACUCAUGUCUCUGAUGCACUUUAAAUCCAAAAUAGAUUCUAGAAACUCUUAUUUAACUGGAUUUUGAAGUAGUUUGAAUGUCUCUAGAAUGACUGAAUAGAUUUUUUUUUAAAAAGAGCAGUCUAAGGUGUCUGUAAAAUUGCGUUAUAUGCAUGUACAAACUUGAAGCAUAUCCAGGUCACCAGGAAGCUCUGGUCAUGUACUCCAAUACCAGCAAAGUGACUCAUAAAUGCUCUAACAUACAAGUAAAAAUGCUGCAAUAUAAAAGUUUGUUGUUUUUUGUUUUUGUUUUUUUUUUUAAAUCACUUCUUGGACAGAAGUAUUUAAAAAA
Messenger RNA from Antrostomus carolinensis (chuck-will's-widow), 4526 nucleotides. RefSeq names its product lysosomal-trafficking regulator. Gene Ontology annotation, molecular function: protein binding. NCBI's taxonomy places the organism in Eukaryota, Metazoa, Chordata, Aves, Caprimulgiformes, Caprimulgidae. The record is from RefSeq and is a predicted model, not a curated record. The transcript is spliced from 28 exons. The annotation marks the transcript as partial.